This is a messenger RNA of Cervus elaphus (red deer), 6070 nucleotides long. It is a transcript of the gene PARD3, whose product is annotated as par-3 family cell polarity regulator. The record is from RefSeq and is a predicted model, not a curated record. Bases 301 to 4425 code for a protein of 1374 amino acids. The transcript is spliced from 26 exons. Gene Ontology annotation, cellular component: adherens junction; apical plasma membrane; cell cortex. Gene Ontology annotation, molecular function: protein binding; phosphatidylinositol binding. Gene Ontology annotation, biological process: intracellular protein localization; cell adhesion; establishment of cell polarity. NCBI's taxonomy places the organism in Eukaryota, Metazoa, Chordata, Mammalia, Artiodactyla, Cervidae.
GCCAGCGCCACACGGCCCGGCCGCCGAGCGCGACGACACACACCGAACAGGUGGCCGGAGGCUGCGGCGCCGCGCGGGCACAGGCGGGCGAGCCCGGGGCCAGGCCCGGCUAGGCGCGGCGAGGGCGGCAGGCCGGGCAUGCGAGCCGAUCGGGCGCCCGGCCGCGGCCCCUAGCCUCGCGCCCCGCGCCCCGCGCCGCGCGCCCCGCGUGCAGCCGCCUCGGCCCAGGGCGCUCCGGGCCCUCCGGCCGCGGUCACCGAGGGGCGCGGGCCGGCCCGCGGCGGCGGCGGCGGCGGCGGCAUGAAAGUGACCGUGUGCUUCGGCAGGACCCGGGUGGUCGUGCCGUGCGGGGACGGCCACAUGAAAGUUUUCAGCCUCAUCCAGCAAGCGGUGACCCGCUACCGGAAGGCCAUCGCCAAGGAUCCAAACUACUGGAUACAAGUGCAUCGACUGGAACAUGGAGAUGGAGGAAUUCUGGAUCUCGACGACAUCCUCUGUGAUGUGGCAGAUGACAAAGACAGACUGGUAGCCGUGUUUGAUGAGCAAGACCCCCAUCAUGGAGGUGAUGGCACCAGUGCCAGCUCCACAGGCACCCAGAGCCCAGAGAUAUUCGGCAGUGAGCUCGGCACCAACAAUGCCUCAGCCUUCCAGCCUUACCAAGCAACAAGUGAGAUCGAGGUCACCCCUUCAGUCCUUCGUGCGAAUAUGCCUCUUCACGUCCGACGGAGCAGUGACCCAGCGUUAAUUGGCCUUUCCACGUCUGUCAGUGAUAAUAACUUCUCCGAAGAGCCUUCAAGGAAAAACCCCACACGCUGGUCGACAACCGCUGGCUUCCUCAAGCAAAACAGUGCUGGCAGUCCUGCAGCCUGUGACAGGAAGAAAGAUGAAAACUACAGAAGCCUCCCACGGGACACUAGUAACUGGUCUAACCAAUUUCAGAGAGACAAUGCUCGCUCAUCUCUGAGUGCCAGUCACCCAAUGGUGGACAAGUGGCUGGAGAAGCAAGAACAGGAUGAGGACGUCGCAGAGGAAGACAGCAGCCGCGUGGAACCCGUGGGCCAUGCCGACACCGGUGUGGAGAACAUCCCCAACUUCUCUCUGGAUGAUAUGGUAAAGCUCGUACAAGUCCCCAACGAUGGAGGGCCCCUGGGAAUCCAUGUAGUGCCUUUCAGUGCUCGAGGCGGCAGAACCCUGGGGUUAUUAGUAAAACGACUGGAGAAAGGUGGUAAAGCUGAACAAGAAAACCUUUUUCAUGAGAAUGAUUGCAUUGUCAGGAUUAAUGAUGGUGACCUUCGAAAUAGAAGAUUUGAACAAGCACAACACAUGUUUCGCCAAGCCAUGCGGACAUCCAUCAUUUGGUUCCAUGUGGUUCCCGCAGCCAAUAAAGAGCAGUAUGAACAACUGUCCCAAAGCGAGAGGAACAAUUACUACUCGAGCCGCUUCAGCCCGGACAGCCAGCAUGUGGAUCACAGGGGUGUGACCAGCGCGGGGCCGCAGGCUCUGCCCAGGGCGUCCCGGCUGAACCCCCCACCUGAGCACGCGGACCCUCACCCCCGACUCCUACCUCAGAGCGCGCAGCCCUCGGGAAAGCCGCCUGCCGCUCCCGCCCUUGCAGCACACCAUGUGUUCAGUCCCAGCAGUGGUUACAACACCAAAAAAAUAGGCAAGAAGCUUAACAUCCAGCUCAAGAAAGGUACAGAAGGUUUGGGAUUCAGCAUCACUUCCAGGGAUGUAACAAUAGGUGGCUCAGCACCAAUUUAUGUGAAAAACAUCCUCCCAAGGGGUGCUGCCAUCCAAGAUGGCCGGCUGAAGGCUGGUGAUAGACUCAUAGAGGUUAAUGGAGUCGAUCUAGCAGGCAAAUCCCAGGAGGAAGUUGUUUCCUUGUUGAGAAGCACCAAGAUGGAAGGGACUGUGAGCCUUCUGGUCUUUCGCCAAGAAGAUGCCUUCCACCCAAGGGAACUGAAUGCAGAGCCAAGCCAGAUGCAGAUUCCAAAAGAAACGAAAGCAGAAGAUGAGGAUACCGUUCUCACACCCGACGGCACCCGGGAAUUUCUGACGUUUGAAGUUCCGCUGAAUGAUUCAGGAUCUGCCGGUCUUGGCGUCAGUGUCAAAGGUAACCGGUCGAAAGAGAACCACGCAGAUUUGGGAAUCUUCGUCAAGUCCAUUAUUAAUGGAGGAGCAGCAUCGAAGGAUGGGAGGCUUCGGGUGAAUGAUCAACUGAUAGCAGUGAAUGGAGAAUCCCUGUUGGGCAAGACAAACCAGGAUGCCAUGGAAACCCUCCGGAGGUCCAUGUCCACUGAAGGGAACAAGCGAGGAAUGAUCCAGCUCAUUGUGGCGAGGAGAAUAAGCAAAUGCACUGAGCUCAAGUCACCUGGGAGCCCCUCUGGACCCGAGCUGCCCAUUGAAACGGUGCUGGAUGAGAGAGAGCGAAGGAUUUCCCACUCCCUCUACAGCGGGCUCGAGGGUCUUGAUGAAUCACCCACAAGAAAUGCUGCGCUCAGUAGGAUAAUGGGUAAAUACCAGCUGUCCCCCACGGUGAAUAUGCCCCAGGAUGACACUGUCAUUAUUGAGGAUGACAGGUUGCCAGUGCUUCCACCACAUCUCUCUGACCAGUCAUCUUCCAGCUCCCAUGAUGAUGUAGGAUUUGUGACGACAGAUGCUGGCACAUGGGCCAAGGUUGGCAUCAGCGACUCUGCAGACUGCUCUUUGAGUCCAGACGUCGAUCCAGUUCUUGCUUUUCAACGAGAAGGAUUUGGACGUCAGAGUAUGUCAGAAAAACGCACAAAGCAAUUUUCAGAUGCCAGUCAAUUGGAUUUCGUUAAAACGCGAAAAUCAAAAAGCAUGGAUUUAGGUAUAGCUGACGAGACUAAACUCAAUACAGUGGAUGACCAGAAAGCAGGUUCCCCCAGCAGAGAUGUGGGGCCUUCCCUGGGUCUGAAGAAGUCGAGCUCUUUAGAGAGUCUGCAGACAGCAGUUGCCGAGGUGACUUUGAAUGGGGACAUUCCUUUCCAUCGCCCUAGGCCACGGAUAAUCCGAGGCAGGGGAUGCAAUGAGAGCUUCAGAGCUGCCAUUGACAAGUCCUAUGAUAAACCUGCAGUGGAUGAUGACGACGAAGGCAUGGAGACAUUGGAAGAAGACACGGAAGAAAGUUCGAGAUCAGGAAGGGAAUCUGUAUCCACAGCCAGCGACCAGCCUUCCCACUCUCUGGAGAGACAGAUGAAUGGAAACCAAGACAGAGGCGAGAAGCCCGAUCGGAGGAAAGAGAAAAUAGGCAAAGAAAAGAAGAAAGACAGAGACAAGGAGAAGGAGAAGAUGAAAGCCAAGAAGGGGAAGCUGAGGGGCUUGGGAGACAUGUUCAGGUUUGGCAAACAUCGAAAAGAUGACAAGAUUGAGAAAACGGGUAAAAUAAAAAUACAGGACUCCCUUACGUCAGAAGAGGAGAGAGUACGGAUGAAGCAGGAGCGGGAAAGGAUUCAAGCCAAAACUCGAGAAUUUAGGGAGCGACAGGCUCGGGAACGUGACUAUGCUGAAAUCCAAGAUUUUCAUCGGACAUUUGGCUGUGAUGAUGAGCUGUUGUACGGGGGAAUUUCUUCCUAUGAAGGUUCCAUGGCUCUCAGCACCAGACCUCAGAGCCCAAGAGAAGGGCAUAUGAUGGAUGCUUUGUAUGCCCAAGUGAAGAAGCCGCGGAAUUCCAAACCUUUACCUGCAGACAGUCUCGCACAAAUCAUGAACAUGGUGGUGGAUGCUCCAUGGCAGAUUCAUUUCAGUUUGCCUCACAACAACAGAUCAACUCCUAGCAACCAUGAUCGGAUACAGCGUCUCCGGCAAGAAUUUCAGCAAGCGAAACAGGAUGAAGACGUGGAGGAUCGGCGACGUACCUAUAGCUUUGAACAACCCUGGCCCAACUCCAGGCCGGCAGCGCAGAGCGGGCGGCACUCGGUGUCGGUGGAGGUGCAGAUGCAGCGGCAGCGGCAGGAGGAGCGCGAGAGCUUCCAGCAGGCCCAGCGCCAGUACAGCUCGCUGCCCCGGCAAAGCAGGAAGAACGCCAGCUCUGUCUCCCAGGAUUCUUGGGAACAGAACUACCCUCCCGGGGAAGGCUUCCAGAGUGCCAAGGAGAACCCCAGGUACUCGAGCUACCAAGGUUCCCGAAACGGCUAUCUGGGCGGGCACGGCUUCAACGCCAGGGUCAUGCUGGAGACCCAGGAGCUGCUCCGCCAGGAGCAGAGGCGAAAGGAGCAGCAGAUGAAGAAGCAACCUCCGGCCCCCGAGGGGCUCAACAACUAUGAUUCAUAUAAGAAAGUCCAGGACCCCAGUCACAUCCCCGCCAAGGGGCCAUUCCGGCAGGACGUGCCCCCCUCGCCGUCUCAGGUCGCCAGGCUGAACAGACUCCAGACCCCCGAGAAAGGGAGGCCCUUCUAUUCCUGAGCAGGAGCAGAGCGGACGCUUCGUGUCAUGCAAUAAAGGACACUUUCCUACGAAGACUUGUAUUCGGGAGUUUUUUUUUUUAACACCCUGGUGGUACUAUGGAGUAUUUCUGUUGCUGGUAUCAGUGCCUUUAAGCAGUGUGGGCAGUUUGAUGGAAGGCCUUAAUGUCUUUGCCACUGUGUCUCACUUGUCUAUUUCAUGGAAGAAUUUCCCGCCAUGUGACAAUCACCUGUUCAAGGCAUCCUACGCUCCUCAUCUCUUGGGCGCUGGGAACCUGGCCCAGCCUUGGAGACCCCGUGGCUUUGUGUUACCGCCCUGUGCAGCUUGUGGCAACAGAUCAUCCUGAAGUCACAGGUGAUGCUGAUCCCUCUUUUUUUUUUCCCCUUUGAGCUUCUCAGAUGAGGUGACAUCUCCACCUCUGGUGGAUGAAAGUGGGUGACAUACACCAGAAAUCGGGGCUCUGUGGUACUUCCCCGCACAGUCAUUUUUAACCCUUUGUGACCAGUAUGGUUUCCCUUUUCUUUCUCAGCUCCUUGUAACAGGAAUUUCCUUCAUCUAAAAGAAGCUAAGCCAUAUUCCAACACUGUCUGGUUAUCAGGGGGGUCCUUUUGUAACGGCCUUAUAACUCAGUGUUACCAGUGAUGUGAUCAUUCUGUCUGCAUUUAUAAAUACCCUCGUGUAGUCAGUCCUGUUCCCUCAUGCAUGUGUUGAGUCAUCACAGCUCUGCGGGGAGAACACGGGAGACGGGCAUCAGCCCCGGUGGGGCAGGGGGCCGCUCGCCUACCGGCCCGGUGUGUGUCACGACGUGGAGGGGCGAUAGCUGGAGGAAGAAUUCUCCCAGGAUGAGCGUCUGGCCCAGUACCUUCCAGUCAUCCUUUUAAUUAGUUUUUAUUUGAUGAGUUGGCAAGAAGGGCAUAGCAUGGGACAAAGAUCAGGCAGACACUCAUUUUGGGAUUCCAAAAUCUCACCUGCUAUCUCCGGCUUUUAAAGUCGAUUGGAAUCGAUGUUUGUCUCUUCAUCCACCUGCUCUCCCCCUGCCUGGUGAUGCCAUCAGGCUUCUAGAGAGUUCUACCAUGAAACAGAAAAGGCAAAUAAGAGGAGAGUCGUCCCACAUCCCCCAGGACGUUCUGGUGUCCCCAAACAGUGACAACGAAAGAUCGCCCUUGUGUCACUACAUUAACAUACGUGUGGGUCAUGAGGACCUGGGUUGCUCCCGUCUUUCCAUCUUCUCAUCUGUUGGUCUGAACAUCCUGUUGUAAACCAUGGCUGGAUUGCUAAAGUGCCUGCGAAUCCCGACGUGAAAAAAGCUUGAGAUGAAAGCUCAGCAUAUCGUGUGUUAACAAAAAGAAAAAAAAAAAGACGUACUGAUAUGCCUAUUUUUUUUUUACUGGCACAUUGUAUUUUUGUGUCCACUUGUUUUUAGAAAAUAUGUGAGGGGUCCGUCCCUGUACCUGCGUCUCUUUUUUGCAUCUCUGUGUAAUGGUUCUGUUUGUUCACGGAGCGUGGCGAUGAUGAAAUGAUGUGACCGGUGCAAGCGUGGUGACCUCUGAUGACAGCGGCUCUUCCUCACAGCCUCCCCUGUGCUGUGAGGAACAGCUUUCCUGUACAUACGAGACUUCUAAUAAAAGGCAUAUUUCUUCCUGUU